Molecule: messenger RNA, 1303 nt
Organism: Paramecium octaurelia
Lineage: Eukaryota; Ciliophora; Oligohymenophorea; Peniculida; Parameciidae
Source: the annotation of a GenBank genome assembly
AUGCUUGUGCUCAAAUUUAAUGAUAUAAUCACAAAUCAAGUUUAACAAUAAUAACAAUAAUACUAAUACUUCAAGAUUAUCCUCUCUCGAUACUCCAACCAGCAUUUCCAGAUUAAGAAAGCCUACACUAAAUUCUCAGGUCGCUGGUCGAAAGGAUGCGAUUCAGAGAGAUAAAUAGAUUAUGUCCAAGAGAAUUUAGAUGUCAAUUUGGUUGCCAAAUUAGUUAAUGCAUUCAAUGGCAUUGAAAUCAUCAUAAACACUCCCCAAUAACUCUAUGAAAUGUAUCACAUACUGCAUUUCUUCCAGAUUCAAGAAUUCUAAAGCCAAAUAGAAAAGUUUCUCAUACAAGACAAAUCCAGCAUUUUGAUUGGAUAUCAAUUGUCUGAAUUGUAUGAAAUCGAGUCAUUGUCUAACUUCUAUUUUGAAUAUUUCAAAGAAUAUGGAUUCCUGGGCAUUUUUAAUAAAAAACUUGAUCCAGAAAAAGCAAGGAAACACAUUUACAAAAAUAAAAAUAGACUAGUUCCACUUCAUUAUUUAUACUUAUAAGCCAAUCUAUUCAAGAAGUUGCUCAUCCUGCAUAACAAUCUAGUAGUACUCAAUUUUGAUAAAAACAAAUUUCUAGAUUAAUUUUAGAUCGCUUUAUUAAUAAGUGAAUACUGUAUAACCAAUGGCUACGAUCGAAUUAAAUUAUAAGAAAUCUUCUCUGAUGCAGUCAUUAAGGAGCAAGUAACUAACGAAUAGAAAUAAAUUAUUUUGAUAGAAUUCGAGAAAUAAUAUAAAAAAAAUCAAAUGAGAACUGUUUCAAGUAUUUCCUAAUCAGAAGAAGAUGAUUCAUCAGAUACCACAAUAGAAGUAAAACAUAGAACCUCUGAAGUCAUGAUUUCCCAAACUCCAAUCAUAGAACCUAUUGAAAUAUUUAGAGGCAAAGAGUUGGAUGUCAAAUUGCUUAUUGGAUUAAAGAAUUUAUAAUUUCAUUUUAAAACAAAGCAUACUUCAUUUGGAUUCUAUGUGUCAAAAAAGAUUGAGUUAAAUACACAAAUAUAAGAUGAAUAACUAUAGUUAGUCAAUUUGAAUACGAAAGUAUAAUUAAAUACAAGUUUAAUAGUGAAUUGGAUUAGAUUUGAUGAAAAUGGAUUAAAUGUAAAUAAUAGACUAAUAAUCGUCAGAUCAAAAGGAAUAUGUAGAUAUGAAGAAGAUGUAAAUGAACCUUAAGGCUAAAUUAGAUUAACAGGAUGUCGAAAUUUCAUAAUAGAAGAAGUGUAAGUAUUGAACACUUGCUUCUUUGCCCUUUCUUGAAUACGGG